Molecule: messenger RNA, 2391 nt
Organism: Plasmodium vivax (malaria parasite P. vivax)
Lineage: Eukaryota; Apicomplexa; Aconoidasida; Haemosporida; Plasmodiidae
Product: HD domain containing protein
Exons: 1
Coding region: 1-2391 (796 amino acids)
Biological process (GO): dGTP catabolic process
Cellular component (GO): nucleus
Molecular function (GO): dGTPase activity
Source: RefSeq, a predicted model, not a curated record
AUGAACAUGCAAUGUAAUAAAACUAACCCAACGUGCGAAAUUUCAAGCGUAAAGGACUUUUUACGAAACAUAUGCCUGGACCAGGAGGAUAAAAUUGUACAAAAUCUGGAGCUCAGAAAUGUAAAAACCGUGUACGAUUUUUUACGCCACGUUUCGUACCUUACGGUCACGAGUUGCACUGGUAUGAACAAUGACGAAAAUGUGGACAUAACUAGCCAAUCGAAUGUGAAAUUUGCGAGUGCGCAUGAAAGUAUUUUCCAGAAUGGGGUCAGUGUAAAUGGCAAAUUGACGCAGCAAUUGGCGCAGCAUAAUGGGGAUGGGGGCAACCCCGGGGAGGCGCAGCUGUGUAAUGGUCACACCUCUGCGGGUAGGGAAAAGGGCGACAGGUGUAACGGGGUGCAGAGGAAUGGGCCUCAAGGGGGGGGGAAGCUCGACAACGGGGUGAGCGGCAUCGGAGUGAGCAGCAACGGGGUGAGCAGCAACGGAAUGGACGGUAGCGCUGGAAGGGACGACCCCGCCGCGCACAGCGAAUCGACCCAGGCGUGCAAGGAAAUCGCGGCCAUGCGGGACUACUACGAGCAGGCGAGGGAGAAGCGAAGCGGCGCGGAGAAAAAGGGGGAGUACGUCUACUUUGACAUGUACAUAAAGUCAGAAGUGAUUAAAACGCUUCCCACGACGGACAGGGACAAGGAAAGGUUGAUAAAUUACAUCUACAAAGUGAUGGACGUAAACGACCUCCUGAUGAUGUGCAUCCAUUUCGGUCUGCCCCAUUUGUGGCCCAAAUUUGAACAGAGCAACAUUCGAAAUGUAGAAUUGUUCAAGCGCAUAAUCAUAGAGGGGAGGAAGUUCGAAAGGGUAAAGAACGAAAUGGGAAUCUCCUUCUCCGAAUUUGUACAAAUCGUUAACUUUACUUUAAGUGUAAAAAAGAAGAGAAUUUUCUGCAACAACAUUUUUAGCCAAUUCGACCCAUGUGAUUGUAAAAAUAAAAAAAAACACACCAAAACGAUAUGCGACAAAAUACACCAGUUUAUUGAGUUUGACAAUUGGACGUUUAAGAAUAUUAUUGAUAAUCCUUUUUUCCAAAGAUUACGAAAUUUAUCUCAGUUAGGUGUUUGCCAGUUUGUGUACCCUGGAGCUACACACACCAGAUUUGAGCACAGCUUAGGAGUUGGCUAUUUGUCUGCAAAAUAUUUCGCCCAUUUGUGUAAUCGGUACAAUUUAUCUCCAUACAGUGGUGAAUUAAAUAAAAUGCUUCGCUGUGUGCAGAUAGCAGGUCUUUGUCACGACUUGGGACAUGGCCCAUUCAGUCAUACCUUCGAAAGCUUCUUCAUGAAUUAUAAAAAAGAAGAAACGGAUCAUAAAUGGAACCAUGCAUCUAUGUCUCUCAAAAUUGUCGAACAUGUUAUUGAAAAUUUGAUAGACCAGGAUGAUGUGCUAGACUCCACGGAUAUUAAAAUUAUAAAAAAGUUAAUAAAGGGGAGGGAACACCACAAAUCGGUUUGUGGGGUAGACCCGGUGGAUUCUUUGAUAGAAGCUUCAUACGACAUUAUAUGUAACAAUAGGAAUGGAUUAGAUGCGGACAAAUUUGAUUAUCUCCAGAGAGAUGCAACUAUUGCCCCCCCAAAUGGGACACUCCCAUCUCUAAAUUGCAAUCGAAUUAUUAGCCAAAGUUCUGUUAUUAAUGGGCACAUAACAUACAACGUUAAGGAGAUUCACCCUGUUUGGACUGUUUACAUGAACAGAUUUUCUCUAUUCAAACAGGUGUAUACCCAUAGGAAGGUCCGAGUCAUGGAGCUCAUGCUGUGUGAUGGCUUUCGACUCGCAGAUGAUAUUUUCAAGUGGUCAGAAUCUUUGCACGAUUUGGAUGCCUUUCUAGACUUAACCGAUUCGUCCAUAAUUUAUGACAUCAAGAAAAGGGCGAAUAAACACAAGUACGAUGAGAAGGUGCAGAAAUCGCUCAACCUGAUUAACUCCGUUAUACAUGAUAGGAACUCCAACCAUGCCUACAAGUACAUUUCAGAAAUUAACCUUUCGGAACCGCAACUCAUUAAGUACUUGAAGGAUAUAGCAAAUGAGGAGAGGAUAGCCAGAUACGCUCAUGGACUUAGUCCGGAUGAUAUCAUCAUCGACUGGAACUAUUUGAACUACGGAAUGGGUGCAAACGAUCCGCUAGACUCGGUUUAUUUCUACAGCUCGGAUAAUGAGGAUGAGGCUUUCAUUGCGCAUAAGGAGUAUAGGGGCACGCACCCGAGGUACUUCGAAGAGUGCAACGUGAGGCUAUACUGUAAAAAUAAAAUGGUGGCUCAUUUGGCCAAGGACGCGCAUAACAAGUUCUUGUCGGACGUCUUCUCGGAAUCCUCGCCCCUCUACAAGAAGAAGAUAGUCAAGUGA